AUGCCUCCAAAAGUUCAACAAUCCAAGGCAGCAAAGGCCGCUGCCGCCCUUGCUGGUGGUAAGAAGUCCAAGAAGAAGUGGUCCAAGGGAAAGGUUAAGGACAAGGCCCAGCACGUUGUUGUGCUGGACCAGGAGAAGUACGACAGAAUUAUGAAGGAGGUGCCAACCUACAGAUUUGUGUCUGUUUCCAUCUUGGUCGACAGAUUGAAGAUCGGUGGAUCCGUCGCCAGAGUUGCUCUCAAGCAGCUGGAGGAGGACGGUGUGAUCAAGCCAGUGCUCAAGCACUCCAAGCAGUACAUCUACACUCGUGCUACGGCUGAGUAG
Ogataea haglerorum is the source of this 324-nucleotide messenger RNA. RefSeq lists its product as uncharacterized. The record is from RefSeq and is a predicted model, not a curated record. Gene Ontology annotation, molecular function: structural constituent of ribosome. The transcript has a single exon. Bases 1 to 324 code for a protein of 107 amino acids. NCBI's taxonomy places the organism in Eukaryota, Fungi, Ascomycota, Pichiomycetes, Pichiales, Pichiaceae. Gene Ontology annotation, cellular component: cytosolic small ribosomal subunit.